Molecule: messenger RNA, 147 nt
Organism: Dentiscutata heterogama
Lineage: Eukaryota; Fungi; Glomeromycota; Glomeromycetes; Diversisporales; Gigasporaceae
Source: the annotation of a GenBank genome assembly
AUGGUUGCCAUUAUAACCACCUUCGAAGUCACCUUUGCUGCUGGUAUAAUACCAGAGUCAAGUACUACAAAUCAUAUUUACAAAUCAUAUUUGCCUGGUAUAAUACCAGAGCUUCUGUUUCCAGGACUAAGCACUAUAAGUCACUGG